Messenger RNA from Aureococcus anophagefferens, 1709 nucleotides. RefSeq lists its product as hypothetical. NCBI's taxonomy places the organism in Eukaryota, Pelagophyceae, Pelagomonadales, Pelagomonadaceae. The transcript has 4 exons. Gene Ontology annotation, molecular function: protein-tyrosine sulfotransferase activity. Gene Ontology annotation, cellular component: Golgi apparatus. The coding region runs from base 1 to 1665 and encodes 554 amino acids. Gene Ontology annotation, biological process: peptidyl-tyrosine sulfation. The record is from RefSeq and is a predicted model, not a curated record.
AUGUGGCGCUCCAUCGCAUACGCCGUCGCGCUGCGCGCCGCGACGGCUGCGCUCGCAGACGUCGGCGGCGGCGGAGAACCGACGGCGGCCGGAGCGACGACGGCCGCCGGCGCGGCGGCCGGCGGCACGACGGCGACGGCGGGCGGCGUGAUGGACCCCGCCGUCGGCGGCCGGGGCGCGGAAGAGUGCUGGGACAGGGACGUGUUCUGCGACUUUUGCGACGGCUGCGACUGCUGCGAGCUCGGGCGUCAAGGGCUCCAAAAGAACGCCGCGCAGACGCGGUCGGUGUUCCGGGAGUUCUACACGACGCCGGCGUACGCGUCGUUCCUCGCGUGCGCGGAGCUCUCGCCGGAGGCGCUGCAGCGCGCGCUCGACGCGCACGCGACGAACCUGACCGCGGCGGCGGCGCGGGGCGGCCCCCGCGCGCUGCCGCAGGAGCUCGUCUUCAUCGUCGGCUUCGGCGGCUCGGGCACGACGCUGUUGGCUCGGCUCCUGAGCGCGCACCCGGACGUCUACGUGGGCAUGGAGCACAAGCUCGCGAACGUCUUCCUGCGCGCGCGCGAGCGCUACGCCAUGGAGGAGCUGACCAUGAGCCUGACGGGCGGCGCGGCGCUCGCGGCCGACGCGGCCCUCGCGGGGCUGCUGGCCCAGCUGCUGGCCGACUCGUGGGCGACCGAGGCGUCCGGAAAGCGCGUGCGGGGUCUGAAGCUCUUCGACGCCGCGUCCGUCGGGCGCCUCGCGCGCGCGUUCCCCGAGGCCCGCUUCCUCCACAUCGUCCGCGACGGCCGCGCCGCGGCCGCGUCCGUGGCGCGGAAAUCCUCGUCGUGGGCGAACCUGGUCAACGGGAGCGCGCUGGGCGCGGUCCCGCUCGAGGCCGCGCUGCGAUCCUGGGCGUCGCUCGAGCGCGCGCUCGAGUACGAAGCGCCGCUGCUCGGGGACCGCUACGCGAAGAUCGCCUUCGAGGACCUCGUCCGGUCGCCCGACGUGACGUUGCUCCGCGUCUGCCGGCUCCUGGGCGUGCCCUUCCAGGAGGAGAUCCUCCGGCCGGCCGCCGCGCCGCGCCGCGAGCCGCUCGUCGAGAACGCGCGGCGCUUCGAAGACGGCGUCCUCCCGGCGACGUGGCUGGACCAGUGCGAGCACGGCGUCUGGGCGCCGCGGGCCAUCGACCGGGAGGCCGCGCACGCGUGGCGGCGAACCUGGUCGCCGGAGGACGACGCGCGGGUCCAGCCCCUCGUCUGGGACGUCCUCCGGGAGGCCGGGGCAACCGCGUGCACGUCCGAGACCCACGGCGCCAGCCUCUGCGGCGUGGGCUACGCCGAGCCCAAGCAGACCUUCCCCGGCGACAUCAUCUGCCGUACCUACGCCUUCGCCGAAGAGCUGGCGCGCGCUGCGCGCAUGAAAGCACAGGACGACCAGCUGGCCCGGCUCGGCGAGGGCGUGGACCGGAUUCGGGGCCUCGGACAGAACAUGCAGGAGGAGACCAAGACGCAGCUGGGUCUCCUCGACCAGCUCGAGAGCGACGUCGACAAGACGACGCUCGGCAUCCGCGAGGAGACGAAGCACGCCGAGCAGAUCACCGUCAGCGGGCAGACCUUCUACAUGUACGUGUGCAUAGCGAUCCUCGUGCUCGUCAUGGUCCUCGAGCUGAUCAUCGGCCUCCAAUGAUCGGCGCCCCCCGCCUUCCCCCGUAAACAUACGCUCCACACCCU